AUGGACUCUUCCUCUUCCAGCAGUUUAAAAGACAAGCUCGUUUUCAUCACCGGUGCAGGCUCAGGCAUUGGACGGGCCACCGCCAUCAAGCUCUCCUCUCUCGGCGCCAUUUUGUAUCUAACCGACAUUUCUAUUGAGGGUCUAGGAGCGACAUUACUCUGCUGCACACCUCACGACAGACACAAACACCGCACUCGCUGCAUCGACGUUUCUUCCGACUUAGACUGCGAGCUUGCCAUCGCCGAGGCUACCGUCGGCUUCGGCCGCAUCGACCAUGUCUUCAACUGCGCCGGCAUCAACCCCACCGCGUACCCAUUGACGGAGACACCGGUCGGCUACUUCGAGCGUUUGCUCUCCGUCAACGUCAUGGGGGUGUAUAACAUUACGCGUCUCGCGAUUCCGCAUCUCCCGCAGCACGCGGGGUCAAGUAUUGUGAAUGUCGCGAGUAUCUCGGGGCUGAAACCGUCGAAGAACGUCGCGACGUACUGUGCAACAAAGUAUGCAGUGGUGGGCUUCAGUAAGAGCAUGGCGCUCGAGUUGGGAGAAAAAGGGGUCCGAGUCAAUGUCGUAGCGCCGGGGUAUAUAUAUACGCCGACGAAUGGGAGUGUGAGGAGGGGAGAAGACGCAGUAAAGAGGGCAGAGAAAGAUGUGAGUAUGGGACGGUUCGGGACCGCAGAGGAGGUGGCAGAUGUCGUGGCAUUUUUGAUGAGUGAGGGAGCAAGGUAUAUGAAUGGCAGUGUUGUACAAAUUGACGGAGGUAAGUAA
This is a messenger RNA of Rhinocladiella mackenziei CBS 650.93, 765 nucleotides long. RefSeq lists its product as uncharacterized. The record is from RefSeq and is a predicted model, not a curated record. NCBI's taxonomy places the organism in Eukaryota, Fungi, Ascomycota, Eurotiomycetes, Chaetothyriales, Herpotrichiellaceae. Gene Ontology annotation, molecular function: oxidoreductase activity. The transcript has 2 exons. Bases 1 to 765 code for a protein of 254 amino acids.